GUUUACGGCCAGCGGUAGUUUGUCACGCUCCCCAGCAUAGUUUAGUGUUAGCCGUAGUGUCCGUUGUUGACACCCAACAUAAUGAUACUAAGACGGCUAAACUGUUUCCAUCUAUUUGUAUCUCACCAGAGAGGGCCAGAUCAACACGGGCGCUGAUUACGUCAUCUGAGUUUUCUAUUGCCACUUAGUCAAUCACAACUUACGACUAUGGGUGAUGCAAUACCCUCAUGGUUGGACGAAAACUUCGUCGUAGCCGCUUUGGAAGGAGGACUAGACAAACAGACAAAGGUGUCGAUCAUCAAUCUCAAAUUCGACGCGUCCUCCACUGUUGAAGGUUUCUCCAGCGACAUCUACAAGGUGCGAGUGGACUACCGAGUGGGGGACUCGACGCAGGAACAGUCGAAGGCCCUUGUUGUCAAAGUGCCUGAUGCAUCCGGCUUGAUAAAUGUUUUAUUGGGUCCGAUCAGUUGUCAGAAGGAAUUCCGGCAUCAUAAAGAACUGCUGCCGAAAAUGAUGAAGAAAGUAAAUUUUGCGUUUGCCCCUCAGACUUUCUAUAGCACUGUUGAGAAAGUAGUUGUCAUGGAAGAUUUAAAAAUAGAUUAUCACAUUAUCGCUAGGAAUGUACAGUUGGACUUUGAACAUUGCAAGUUGGUGUUGGCUACCUUGGCCAAGUAUCACGCGAGUUCUGUUGCAUUAUACAAGGAAAACAAAGAACUAAUCGAGUUUGUAGGCAAGGAAGUCUUUUUCCCUGAAGGUGGGCCACUGAGACAAUGGGUGGAGUUGGGAACAAGGACUUUGGGAGAGUCCUUACAAAAGCAGGGUUACAAAGAGUACGCAGACGUUUUUCUCAGCAGAGCUGACAACAUUUGGGAUCUGUUAGUGGAGAGUAUGAAACCACAACCGGGUCACUUGAAUGUACUAAACCACGGAGACUUGUGGUUGUUUAAUUUGUUUUUUAAAUACAACGAAGCAAAAGAACCGGUGGAAGUAAAAUUUAUAGACUAUCAAGCGUCUCGAUACACUCUCCCCGUGAUGGACUUGGUGUAUCUCAUAUACGGAAGUGCCCAGCCAGAUGUGAGAGAACAUCGACAGAUAGAACUCUACAACCACUACCUGGAGGUGUUCAACGGUACUCUGGAGCAGCUCGGGUGUACUGAGCGGUUGACGAUGAAGCAGUUCAAAGAAUACAUGAAGUUGGCCAUUCCUUGGUUUAUCGGCGUCAUAUCGUUUGCUCUGUCACACAUGUGGUCUAUUGACACCAAAGAUGAACAAAGUUUCGAUGGUCUGACCACAGCAGAAGACUUCCAUUCAGGAAGAGCGAACCCUACACUCCUUGCCCUCCUUCGAGGAGAAGUCUUGAACGCUCGUCUCCCCGUUAUCAUGAGGCAAUACUUUGAGGUCAUAGAGUCUUGACAGGCCCUUAACAUUAGAGGGGUCUAUUAACAUUAGAGUAUACAAACAGCUAUGCUCAUUAGAACAAAUAAAGUUAAAGUUUUACGUGUC
This is a messenger RNA of Homalodisca vitripennis (glassy-winged sharpshooter), 1503 nucleotides long. RefSeq lists its product as uncharacterized. The record is from RefSeq and is a predicted model, not a curated record. The transcript is spliced from 3 exons. NCBI's taxonomy places the organism in Eukaryota, Metazoa, Arthropoda, Insecta, Hemiptera, Cicadellidae. The coding region runs from base 208 to 1413 and encodes 401 amino acids.